UGCGAGGCUGCCGCGUCCCUGUCGCGCCGAGCCCCGACUCGCGAUCCCAACUUUGUGCACUGGAAACUUUUCAACUCAAUUUCGGGCGGAUUCGAUUGUCGCGCGUCACUCUCGCUUCGAAUUUCGAGCCGUAUCGUGGAGUACACCGUGCCAUCGUUUGUACGUGCACUGUCGCGCGUUUAUACGACUCUGUCGGUCUAUUUUUGAAUAUUCUCUAAACGCUUCACCGCGAAGUUUUCGAAACGCAGCCCGCCGGAGCCGGGUUAACGGCCUCAGUGUAUGCACGCCUGCAUCACGUCUCUUGUGUUUUUGUUGACGGAUAACAUUUUGUGCAGUUAACUUCGACCGUUGAAUCCGAGAAACGUUAUCUUUGCGUAUGUGCGGGUCUCUAUAGUGUCGGCCGGUGAUGGCUACGGAUGACGUAGUGUGUUGUAUCUGUGGAUCGUGUCAGUGAGUGGCGAGGUUGUUGCCUGCCAGUGUUUCUGUGCCAGUGGUGCCAGUGAUGUGACAGUCUAUGGAAGCGUCAGGGUCUCGGAAUGUUCACGAAGCACGGCAAGGCCGCUGAGCGGUGCCUGCACUCUCAUAGGGGCCGCAAGAAGAAAAAGCCUGCGCCGCACACGCCCUGGAAAUACUUGAUGAAUUGCCCACUCGUUAGGAAAUGUUUUGGUCUACAGUUGCGGAGCAUAGAGGAGCCGGCGGGCGGCGCGGGCGGCGGCAUGCCCGUGCCCGCCUGCUACGACGCCGAGUGUGCCCGCACUGAAGCCUGGCUGGACGAGAACCAAGAGUUUGUGCACGACUAUUUCCUAAGGAAAGCGACGCGGCAGGUGGUGGACGCAUGGCUGGUGUCUCACGCGACGCCGCCGAGCGCGGAGCUAGCGUCGCCAUCGCGCGCCGGCUCCGGCUCCGGCGCUACCACGCCUGUCAGGAAGAUCUCAGCGCACGAGUUCGAGCGAGGCGGCCUCCUGAAGCCGCUGGUGACGACAGUGGACGGAACGCCCACGUUCCUCGGCGACCAACCGCACGCGACGCCGUCGCGGCCGCAGCGGCGGUCGCGGCACGAGCUGCGGCAGUUGGACGAGAAGGAGCUUAUAUUUGAAUUAGUGAAAGACAUUUGCAACGAGCUGGAAGUGAGGGUCCUGUGCCACAAGAUCCUCCAGAACGUGUCAAUCCUCCUGGACGCGGACCGGGGGUCUUUAUUCCUGGUGCAGGGAGAACGAGCGGCGUCUCCGCAACCACAAAACAGAUGCUUGGUGUCAAAGCUGUUCGACGUGUGCUCGAAGUCGACGCCGGAGCAGAUGGAACACCUCGAGGAGAUCCGGAUCCCGUGGGGCAGCGGUAUCGUCGGCUACGUUGCCGAGAGCGGCGAGCCCGUCAACAUACCCGACGCGUAUAAGGACGAGAGAUUCAACCACGACAUCGACCAGCAGACCGGCUACAAGACGCGGUCGCUGCUGUGCAUGCCGAUCAAAGACAUCAACGGAGAGGUUAUCGGGGUCGCACAGGUGAUAAACAAACAGAACGACGGCCCGUUUACGGCGAACGACGAGAAAGUGUUCGCCUCCUACCUCCAGUUCUGCGGGAUCGGGCUCCGGAACGCGCAGCUGUACGAGCGGUCCCAGCUGGAGGUGAAGCGGAACCAGGUGCUUCUGGAUCUGGCGCGGAUGGUGUUUGAGGAGCAGAGCACCAUCGAACACAUGGUGCUGAGGAUACUGACGCACACUCAGAGCCUCAUCCGCUGUCAGCGAGUACAGGUGCUUCUAGUCCACGAGGCGUCCAAAGGCAGCUUCUCGCGGGUGUUCGACCUGGAGGCCGGCGAUGAGGCGGAGCCCGGGACCCCUCGGACUUCGCCCUACGAGAGCCGGUUUCCCAUCAACAUCGGCAUCACGGGCUACGUCGCUACUACUGGCGAGACCGUGAACAUCCCAGAUGCAUAUUUGGACGCACGCUUCGACCCGUCUGUGGAUGAAGGCACAGGGUUCAAACACAACACCAUCCUCUGCAUGGCCAUCAAGAAUUCCGAAGGAAGAAUCAUUGGAGUCAUACAGCUGGUGAACAAAUUCGACGAGCUGUUAUUUACCAAAAACGACGAGAACUUCGUGGAGGCGUUCGCGAUAUUCUGCGGGAUGGGCAUCCACAACACGCAUAUGUACGAGAAGGCAAUCACGGCCAUGGCCAAGCAGAGCGUCACGCUUGAUGUGUUAAGUUACCACGCGUCCGCUUCGUUAGACGACGCUCAACGGUUACGGACCCUAAGGAUACCAUCAUCAGUCCACUUCAGCCUCCACGAGCUGGAUUUCGACGACAUAGAUCUCUCAGACGACGACACCCUCACAGCUUGUCUGCGAAUGUUCCUAGAUCUAGACUUCGUGGAACGCUUCCAUAUAGACUACAGCGUCCUCUGCCGGUGGUUAUUGAGCGUCAAGAAGAACUACAGGAAUGUCACGUACCAUAACUGGAGACAUGCGUUCAAUGUUGCCCAAAUGAUGUUCGCUAUACUGACGGAGACGCAGUGGUGGAAGAUAUUCGGCGAGCUGGAGUGCCUGGCGCUGAUCAUCGGCUGCCUGUGCCACGACCUUGAUCACCGGGGGACCAAUAACUCUUUUCAGAUCAAGGCAUCAUCACCGCUCGCCCAGCUGUACUCAACUUCCACGAUGGAGCACCACCACUUCGACCAGUGCCUGAUGAUCCUCAACUCGCCCGGGAACCAGAUCCUGGCGAAUCUGUCUUCGGACGACUACGAGAAGGUCGUCAAAGUGCUCGAAGACGCUAUACUGUCCACCGAUUUGGCUGUUUAUUUCAGCAAACGCAAGCCCUUCAUCGAGCUGGUGAGCAGCGAGCGCUGCGUGACAGUCGCGUGGGGCGAGUGCGAGGACCGUCGCGGGCUCCUGCGGGCGAUGCUGAUGACGGCGUGCGACCUCGCCGCCAUCACCAAGCCCUGGCCCGUCGAGCGCCGCGUGGCCGCGCUCGUGGCCGGCGAGUUCUUCCGCCAGGGCGACCUGGAGCGACACAACCUCAACCUGACGCCCAUAGAUAUAAUGAACCGAGACAAAGAAGACGAACUCCCUGCUAUGCAAGUCAAAUUCAUUGAUACGAUUUGCUUGCCUAUUUACGAGGCAUUCGCAGUACUGUCGUCAUCUUUACAACCAAUGCUCGAUAGAGUGAAGAGCAAUCGGGCGCAUUGGAUCGACCUCGCGAACAACGACAAAAACAAUGACAAAAUCGAGUACGGCCUCGAGAAAAACCACAUCAACGAGCGAAACGACAAAUCUAGCAUCAGCUCGCAAAACGUUGAUGACACAGAGAACACUUACGAAGGCGAUAGCAGCGGAGCCGUGAGUCUGUCUUCAGAGUCCAACUCCAAAUAUGAAAAUAUCGAAAACCCCGUUGUAGGACUCCUUUGCAACAACGUCCUAGCGAUACCGCGGGAUUCCAGCAAGUUCUCAAACAUGAACGAGCUAAACUAAAUACAAAAUGAGACGGACAUUUAUGUGAUAUAGUGAAACGCGUCUUAUUUGCGGAUAGCGUCCAAACCUCAUUUCAAAGGCCAAUAGCGAAGCCAAAUCGUCCGACGUUAAGUUUUUAGUGUAAAGAUACAUUUUAGUGUCUAUUAGCACAAUGUGUUACUCAAUAACGAUAUAGUUUUGCAUUUUAGAUGUUUAUCUUUUUAUUUUAUAAGUUACGGUUUUGUAACUGAUUGGGUUUUAUUGAGCUUACGAUUCCGUAUGUUUUGCCGCCAUAUUUUUUCAUGUUCCUAUUGGCUUGAAAUCGAGGUCCUUUACGAGAGUGAACGGUACUUGCGUUACAAACAACGUUGUGUGAUAUUCGUGUAGUUAGAUGAUGAUUUAGUUGAAUUCGAGAUGAUUCACCUAACGCAAGGCGUUUGUCGAUAAGUUAUCAGGAUUCUCGCACUAUUUUUGUACACUUCAUUUAGCUUUACAUGAAUAAUUUUAAGAAAUUUAUAAUGUAUGUACCUAAAUGUUUUGAUUUACCUCAUUCGUCUAUUCCUACGUAUUACAUGAAGUCAUUCGUGUGUCGAUAGUUUUCGUAUCAUUUAAGAUACUUGUAAUGAACAUUUAAUAUUAUAUUGAUGAAUUAUUUGAAACUAAUGAACAGGGCCUAUACGUCAUGUCUAACGUAGUUUUUAUCAAAUAUAUGACCAAAAUACCAAAAAUUUUGAAUAGUGCUAAAUUGUUUUUGUUCAUAAAACAUAUAAUAAGACAUUCAAGCUUUGAGUAUUAAAAUGUAUAUUUAUAGAGUUUGGCAUUAUUAUGUUCGUGUAAAAUUUGACUUGUGCGUGAAAUAUAUCCAUCAGAUACAUAGAAUCAUGACCUACAUAUCGGGAAAUGAAUGUGUAACCAUAUAAUGUGUAUGUGACAAGGGUAUAGUGAAUAAUAUGUGACUAUAAUGUACACGUGUUGUAAAAUAUCUGAGAAAUAAGCUUUUUAUUUCUUUAAUUUGUAUUAACAUUUGUUUUCAAGUUGUAAAAUAACAGAAUAAACACGUGCAUAUUGUAAUCUCUUAAAAUUUUAAUCGCACAACAUUAUGUAAAUAGGACCUUAAAUUAUUAACGAAGCGUAAUUUUUGGUAAGUAAUGUACUUAUUAUGAAAUCGGGUUCUGAUUUAAAUAAUAUUCAGUUUUGUAGUCGCUCUGUACGGAACGCCCGCCUCGCAAUAGUUUUACGCCUGACAGUUAAACCACAAUCAGUGCUAGCACAUCAAGCUUUACAAUUGUAUUGCAAAAUGGUACGUAUUGAAACUGCGUAAGAUUCCAUGGUGCUUGAUGUGCCCGAUAUUUGGUGGCUUGUGGAUUUUUGGGAGACUAAACUCUGACCAAUAGAUGCUGUAAAGGCGCGCGCGCACGGUUCACUUUUGUCACCGUAACAGUAUGUCUCUCCAUAGAUAAGUUUAAAUACUACGUUAUAUCUCUUUCUCUUUUUGAAAGUGUAAAAGAGAAAGAUGUUGUCAGUGUGCGCAUAGCCUAAGAUAAUGUCAUCGUUGGUUGCAAUCUAUUGGUGAUUUUAGUUUCUCUUUCCGUCACAGGCUACUAAGUAUUGGCAGCACUGUAAAGGGAACUAGAAGUUCGCUCGGUUUUGCUUUGCAUACUUUAGUAAUAGCAUUAUCUAUGUCUAUAGAUAUUUCUUACGUUUUCUGUAACUGUUUUUCAUCUGUUUCUUUUUUCUGAAAUGUAUUAAUUGUUUUUUCGAACAACCCUUUGUAACUAUUUUUGAUUUUUUUUUUCGUUCAUUUACAAAAUAUUAUUACAUCCUUUUUGCAAGAAGGCAAAGGUAAAUGAAAACUUUUUGAAUAUUUUCUUGAUUUCUAUAUUUUUUGCAACAUUAACCCAUUUCGUGCAUGCAUAUAAUCGAGCGGGCCUUCCCCUUUUGUGGUUGUAGCAAGAACCAUUCCAAUUAAUUGUUUUGUAUCAUAUUACCUGCUGUUUGUGUCGUCCGUUAAUAAAAACGCGUAAUUAAUAAUUAUUAUGUCAAUUAAAAUAUACAAAAUGUAUAAUCAAAUUUUUUUAUGUAAUGUAUAGAAAAAAUAUGAAUUAUUGCUAAACUGCAGAAUGUUCUAUGUUUUAAAUAUCAAUUUUAUUUUUUGAAAUUGAUCCAAGAAGAUGCAGUUUAAUUGAAAUAUCUAAUAAUUAUGUUUAAUAGUUGAGACUAUUUCUAAUAUAAAUUGAUAGAUUUUCAUUAAAAACGCUUUUAACGAGUGCAAUUGAAAUCAAUGGUUGGGAUAGCAUUUUAAUUUCAUAUACCGUUUGCUUAGCGGUAUAUUUCUAACGCUGUCUGUGUGUCUACCUUCUAUGAGACUAUUCUAAUCAACUUUAUCAAAAUUCACUAUAUUUCUCCUAUAAAUGCUGUAAAUAAAAAAGAAAUAUUAUUUUUCCAAAAAUGUCAGUUUUCCCAAAAACAUCAAUCGCUCUCUCAACCAUCAAAAUGGUACGUAGUGUUGAAAGGUUUGGAUAUAUUUUCGUUCCCAUACAAAUUUUGUAACCAAACAAAACUUUUGACCAAUUUCGCCAUAAAAGAAAAAUUGUAUAUUAUAAUAUUUUCUAAUUGGAAUAAUUCUCUCUAUAAGCGUUAGAUAUUUACUUGAAAAAAAAAAUCUCAAAUUAUUGUGGUAAUAAAAUAUGUACAACCCUAAUGUUAAGAAUCGCUGUAAGUAUUAUUAGAAAGUAAUUAGAGAAUUAAUAACUGUAAUUCACUAAAUGAAGAGUUGUAUGGUGUGUGAAUAAAUAUGGAGGUUGUUUUGUUCCAAACAAAAAUGUUAUUUAUUUAUGAUUAAACAAAUUUUGAAAUAA
This is a messenger RNA of Ostrinia nubilalis (European corn borer), 6301 nucleotides long. RefSeq names its product dual 3',5'-cyclic-AMP and -GMP phosphodiesterase 11-like (gene Pde11). Bases 537 to 3464 code for a protein of 975 amino acids. Lineage: Eukaryota; Metazoa; Arthropoda; Insecta; Lepidoptera; Crambidae. The transcript has 19 exons. Gene Ontology annotation, molecular function: 3',5'-cyclic-AMP phosphodiesterase activity; 3',5'-cyclic-GMP phosphodiesterase activity; protein binding. Gene Ontology annotation, biological process: signal transduction. The record is from RefSeq and is a predicted model, not a curated record.